Molecule: messenger RNA, 756 nt
Organism: Balearica regulorum gibbericeps (East African grey crowned-crane)
Lineage: Eukaryota; Metazoa; Chordata; Aves; Gruiformes; Gruidae
Source: RefSeq, a predicted model, not a curated record
AUGAUGUCCGUGAGGAUUUUAAGAAUACGUCUGCUGUUCUGCUUUCUGGCUGCAUUCUUCAUCUCUGCCCUAGCUGAGGAACAUGUGGGAGAGAGUCAACAUCCAAAUAUUCGCCUUGAUAAGAACUUGGUACAAGAUAAAGACCACAUCAUGGAACAUUUGGAAGGUGUUAUUGAGAAACCGGAAUCUGAGAUGUCUCCACAAGAGUUGCAGCUUCAUUACUUCAAAAUGCAUGAUUACGAUGGCAAUAAUUUGCUAGAUGGGUUAGAGCUUGCUACUGCUAUAUCACACGUCCACAAAGAGGAAGGUGGUGAGCAUACCCAGGCAAUGAAAGAAGAAGAGCUGAUUAGUCUAAUAGAUGAUGUCUUAAGAGAUGAUGAUAAGAACAAUGAUGGAUACAUUGACUAUGCAGAAUUUGCAAAAUCACUGGAAUAAGGUUUUGCAGGGGGCUUGUUUCUCCUUCUAACUACAUGGAAAUGUGAACCAGUAUAAUGUGAUUCAUUACUGUCUCAUAUCAACCUCUGUGCUGUGAGAAGGAGAGGUGUACCAGCUCCAGCUGAAAUUAUUUGAAAGUUGUAUGUGUUAAGAGACCGGCUAACUCAGAGCGAGAGCCAUGUUUCACUAAACGAAGCUAUACAUGUGAAUCUUGAAGCAUGGAAGGGUCAACAGUACUCACACAGGGUACAGCUGACAAACUCUUAAGCAGCUGUGUAUGAAUACUAAAUAGAUCAUAAACAAUCUAAAUUCCAGUUUUUC